AGCUAUCACCUAAGAAUUGCGGUGAUUCACUGAUUUAAAUGGCCUAAGUGCCUCGUGUACACGUCGUUUUCAUCUGACUCUGACGCAAAACAAAUCCAAUAAACAUAAUCCUGUUCUUUCCUCGCGAAGUGGAAAUUUGCGAUCGAAAAUGAUUACCUGGAUUGCCGCGUUCUCCAGUGCGGUUGUCCAGUCGCACAUGGAUUACAUUCGGGAGGUCACGAGCCUGUUGAUCGAAAACAGUAGCCAGAAAAACGUCCUCCACCCCACGUCUGUGGAGGCGUUUCUGCGUACUGGGCGGACGGACGUGAAGGAAUUAGCUCUGACAUUUGACCGACUGAACCGCGACGCGACAAGCCUCACGACGGGGUAUUUCUGCGAUAGUGUCUUCACGGCCACUGCUUAUUUCACAGAAGAUGGAUCUCGCAGCAACCCCGGUGUGGGGUCGUCUACGGCGACGCAAAGCACGACGAAUUUUUCCCGUCCCUCGUUUCUGGAUGAGAGCCUUUGCAUGGUCGCGCAGAAGGCGGAGAAGCUCUUCGCGCUGGAGUACGCGCUCUUUCGAGCGAACCUACCCGCGUUUGUGGCGAAGCAGUGGGAAAACGUGGCUGAGCUGUACGACACUUUCCUGUACGUGCUAGACCCUAGCAUUGGAGAUGAGGGCAACGAGGCUCUGAUGUUCUCUUCCGACCAGGCUGGCCAAGUGGAAGCAGCGGCUUCUAAAAGCAGUUCAUCUUCUUCUGCAACGUUUAUUGCUCCUGCCUCCACGAGUGAAAGUGAUGUCGAACCCAAAGAGCGUCCGUCAGGCGUCUCCGCUUCUUGCCACGGCUGCAGCCUGCAUACCGUCCUGGAGACGGCCGUUCCGGAGUACGAAGUUUUCUUUUGGGACGUUUUCGUCGCUUCCGGUGUGUUGCUGCUGUUGGUCCUGGUUGGUUCCGUCGUUUUCUUCGCGUCUAGCUGCGUCGUGUCCGUUUUCGCGCACCUCUUUUUUCCGGAACGUUUUCCCUUUGUGGUGCCGGGGUUUCCCGCGGAGGUGCGGAUUGCGAAGGAUGUGGAAGCAGAAAACGGAACAACAACCCGAGGAAGCAAGCAACGCUCUACUGCGUUUGAGUUGUGUGCAGAGAUGAAAUCGUGUCGGGCGGCACGACUGGAAAAAGGAGAAACAGAAGGAGUUGUGCUGUCGCAAGAAGUUGUGCCACUGGAUCUAAGUUCUUUGUCGGAGGAUCUUGAAGCUGAACAAAUCCAGGGGCCCGGCGAAGUUCUUGCGCUGGGUGAGGAUGCUAAUGCCGAGCAAGCUGCUCCCAUUGUCCCCGCGGAGACGUUGGUCACGGAGAUCCUCAUGUCCGACGUGGUGGAGAAAGGUACUUGGUUUUAGCUUCACUAAUGUGUACGAUGAAAAAUCUUCAUUGCGUGUGCGGUGUGUUUCAGGUGCAGCAACACCGAUCAUGUCGGAAUAUUCGGAGUCAGUUCAGUAAAAAGCAAGUUGCUCUCUGUCUUCAUGCAGUAGCGAAAAAUGCAGUUCUAUGAGACGAAAAAAUUUUGUUUUCUCAUGGUGAAUUCGUUCUAACCAAACAAAUUACAUUCUUUGGAACGACUAGUUGCAAAGAACUAUUGUGACAAAUCAAUCCAGUCACGUCGAACGCCGUUGACGCGGACCUUUCCGGGUGUCUGGAUGAACAUGCGGCGCAAGAAGUUUCCCUUGCUGAUGUGCCGCCCGGCGACGAAGCGGAACUACAAGAGUGUCACAUGAUGGCGACCAUGGGAAACGAGGAAUCAGGAGGUACUUUUGGAUACUUUUGUGUGCUAUGCGUAGCUCUGUCUGCAAUUCUUACUCAAAGGACGAGUACGGAGCCAUUUCGGCUCGUAAGUAAUUGUUUUGUGCAAUGAAGAAAGAAAAAGAAUGUGAAUCACAAUUCAAUCAGGUCUGUCAUCGUCUUCCUCUCAUGAGGAUGAGCGGCCGGCGGGAUUGCAGAGGGAGCAGAGCCGAGUUUUUUCGAAGAAAGGAGUUUUGCUGACAGCGGCUCCGGCUCGGCGGUCCAGGGUUCUGUGCUGUUUUUAGACGGAAGAAGUGAAUAGCGGUUCAUACAUUUGAAAUUUGAAGUGUCUUUCCUGCUUGACGGCCUAUUUUUUUCUCAUUUUUGAAAUAUGAGUAUGGCACUGUAGCUAGCUCUACUACAUUUGCGCCGUACAUCAACUACCCCUUCCCCCAUGAACGUAUAAGUAAGUAAAUUAUUUUGCUCAAGUACAAGUUCAAGCUCUGCUGUAAACAUAAAGUUUCAGUCUUUGAUUAAGUAUGAGUACGCUUACUUUCUGUUUCUAUCGUGUCCUUUUAAGUGCGGUUGCUUCACUGAAUCACGAUCGAGCGAUAAAUCUACCCAAAGAAGCCCAGGAAGUCCAAUCUUCUUCUUGGUCCCACACCCGGACCCGCCUUGCUGCAAAGAAUUCUGUUUGACAUAGAAACAAACGAGCGAGCAAGGGCAUACUGGAAAAUGAAAAAAAAUGCUGUGCAAUGUCAUCGGUUGAAAAAUGAAAUUUGAAUUUCUGAGUGUUUGGGCAUUUGUUAGGUACCUCGUCGACCGAGAGAGUAGUUAAAGC
This is a messenger RNA of Amoebophrya sp. A120, 2592 nucleotides long. Lineage: Eukaryota; Dinophyceae; Syndiniales; Amoebophryaceae. The record is from the annotation of a GenBank genome assembly.